UUCUGCGCAACUCCGAGCAUUUCCCCUGUCCCUCGCCAUCUGCUGGAAGCUGCACGAGUGAGGAGAUGUAUUGAACAGGCUGAGUGCGCGUGCAGAGAUGCGCGAGUAUCCGCGAAUUCCCGGCAGCACGGGGCCGCAGUCCGCACAAUAAAGAAAAAAAUUGCACGGAGUUAGGGGAACGGAGAGGCGAGCAGCCAGACGGAGACAGAGAGACCGUCCUAAUCCUCCUGGACGCCGAAGAGGCAGACUCGAUUAAUAGUCACGGUCGCGAGAGAAACGACGUCGUCCUCGCCGGUAACCCGGGAUGAGAGUGACGUUGGUACUUUAAGCCGAGAGCUUCCGGAACGGUGGACGUCGAUGGGCCACCGUAGUCUGGUGAAACGUUUCGUUUGAUCGACUUUGAAAUAAUCGUCGGUCAUGUAAACGGCGUGCUCGCGUUUUAACUGGAGGUCCGUUCUUCGAACUGGGAUAAGCGAUAACGAGGAUGAGACCUAGUGCGGUUCUUCUGUUGCUCUUCCUGUGCACCUUCUACCUGGCUACCGAGUCGAAGCUACAUCAACAGGCGGCCGUAGACGAGGAUGACGACGACGACGACGAUUGGGACGACGACGAGGACGAGGAGGACGACGACGAGGACAGCGAUCAGUCUUAUCCGUCCAAGACAGAGGUGGACGACGAUGGUCGGAUCUACAAGAACCCGAGGAAUUCGCCGUCGGCGAUGUGUCCCAGGGACGAGAAGCAAGCGGGUCUCCUCGGUCAGAAGUGUCUGAGAAAGUGCUCCACCGACGAGGACUGCAAGAGCAAGAAGAAAAAGUGCAGAUGCGACGGUGCCUGCGGGAUGUCUUGCAUCAAACCGGAGAGGGAAUGUCCGGCUCUCCCCGAGAUCCAACACGGCGUGAUGACAGUGACCGGCAGAUUUUUCGGCGAUCGUGCCCAUUACACCUGCGAUCCUGAUUACUUUACCGUCGGCCUGACCGAAAUAACGUGCCGAGCCGACGGCCACUGGACCGGCACUACGCCAUCCUGUAAAAAGGAUCCAAGCUCCUUUUGUUCUCAACCACCGAAAGUGAAGAACGCCCGGCACAACGCUCUCGUCGAACAGACGACCUUUGAUCUCGACAGCGUCGUACAAUACUUUUGCGAUCAUGGAUACGUAACCACGGGUGUUAAGGAAGCGAAAUGCCUGUUGAUGGAAGGUAUAGCUAGCUGGUUCGGUCCUGAUAUCACAUGCGAACCACAAACCUGUGGUCCACCGGCGGACAUCUCCAACGGUUGGCACGCUGGCGAGUGUUACACGUUUGAUUGUCGCGUGUCGUAUCAUUGCGCGGACGGCUACGAAUUGGUCGGCAAAGCUGAGAAGUUGUGUUUGGCUGACGGCACAUGGACCCCGAAAGAAACGCCACAAUGCGUCCAAGUUACGACGGUGCAAUGCCCGAAACCGGAGAACCCGGUCGACGGGAAGGCUGUGUACACAUCGUAUGCAUACAAUUCGAUCGUGUCGUACGAGUGCAAUUACGGGUACACGGUGGUUGGCGCGGCGACAAGACGGUGCGGGGCUGAUAGAAAAUGGACUGGAAAGACACCUACCUGUCAGGAGAUUGAUUGCGGUUCACCUGGUGUUCUGUACAACGGUUGGAUUGAGAAUAUCGAGGCGGGCACCGGUCUAGGCGCGAGCAUAAUUUUCCGCUGCAAAGACCACAUGAAGCUCGAAGGGAAUACGUCAUCCGUCUGCCAGAUCGACGGGACGUGGCGUUAUCCGUUGCCGCAGUGUCUCGCACCGUGCGUGGUGCCGCAGAUAGAGAACGGUCACAUAACCGUGGCGAGCAACGAUCACAUCAACAACGUGACCGUGGUGGAGCACGGGGAGAGAUUGCUGGUCUCGUGCGUGCAGAAUUAUGAAUUCGCGGCUAACAGCACACCGGUGAUGUGUAACAACGGCACGUGGUCGAUAGUGCCGAGUUGUUCCCCGGCCAGGUGCAAGCUGAUGCCGAAACCGCCGAAAAAUGGUAUGGUGAUCGCGCCUAAAACCGACCACGGCAUGAAGGCGGUAUUCAAAUGCAAGGACGGCUUCGAGCUGAUCGGCGGAGGGCCGUUAAACGCCUCGUUGUCGGUCGAGUGCCAAUAUGGAAAUUGGAUCGGCGACAUACCGCACUGCGGGCAAGUGUUCUGCCCGUUUCCGGGCUUCAUCGAGAACGGAAAGGUGUUCCUCAUGGGGAACAUGGGCGUCUACGAUUACAGGCCGUACGUUAAGAAGGUUGUGAACAAUAAACAGAUCAUGUACGAUUGCGACAAAGGAUACGUGCUGAACGAAGGACCCACCGGAGCUACUUGCAUCGGAGGAAACUGGAGUCCGAGGGAACUGCCCAAGUGUAUACCUGGACAACAUCCCAGGCUGAGAUGGAGCAGACGCAGGAGAUCCGUCAGUGAAGAAGAUCUUACCAUGAGCUAUAGGAAAUUCAUCGAGUUCUUCCGUAAGAUCGGCAAGAAACUGCUGCACCUGGAGAUGAACAAGGGGAAAGAUCACUCUAAACACAAAUCGGACGCGAAAAACUCGAACGCGACUCAUCACGACAACAGCACGGAAAGUUUAUCCUGGAAGAAGCACGCUGGACACGGGAACAGGUCUCGGCUGCGCGAGGAGAAGAUGAUCGACUUCCUGAAACUAGUCUAUCGGAAGCUUCAACGAAUCGACGCAAGACAAUCGAACAAUUCCACGAACGGUAGCAUGCACGAUCUUCUGAACGCGAUGUCUAAGAACUUCUUUCACGUGGACCUGUCGGAAUCCCGUAGGAACGGGACAGGAGGCAGAGGACGUUCGGAGUUCGAGAUCAGGAAUCAGAGAGAAUUCAUCAAGUUGAAGCGAGAAUUCGAGAGAAUCAUGCGUUUCUACAAUAAAUCGAUGCGAUGGAACGAGAAGCAGAAUCGCAAGGAGUCGAAGAAGAAGGGCCAGUCUCACGGUGAAAAAGGAAAGAAAUCAAAGGAGAAGAAGAAACACAGGAAGAACUAUUACAAAGGAUUCUACGAGUUCGUCAACAGUUACGUAACCGAGAAACUAUCGAUGUUGGAAGCACGAAACGCGACCGAAGAGUUGAUCAAAAACAUGAAGAUCGAUAAGUUCACCGUGAAAAAUGGCACCACGUUCACCGUGGGCGAGAUGUACGCGUUCUUCAAACAUAUCAUAGAGGCUAAACUGAACGCGAGCGAGGAGACAACGCCGACCGAGACGUCUUCGACCCCGUUCCCCUCGUCCACGACGGCCUUCGUCGUCAGCACGACUAUCUCGAGCGUGUCGACGAGCGACGGCAACACGACCACCACGUUACCAACCCCGAAAGAGAUCGAAUCCCACGAUAAUCGAUCCUCGACGAUCGCCAGUAACGAGUCCUCCGUCCUGGACAACGAGAUACCCGCCAAAGAAGGUGUGCCAAAGCACCGCAGCAAACGAAUACGAAACGCAUCCGAGGACGCUGGCCCUCCGCGACAGAAGAGGAGGCUGCUGUCGUUGAUCGGUAACAAGAACAACGAUGGAUCAUCGUGGCACCGGGUCUCGAAGAGAUCGUACGCCUACGACGACGAGAAGACCAGGCUGUUCACGUUCAGGGAACUCGAGGCUCAACAGCAGAGCCGUUCGAAAAGAUUUCUACCAUUGUACGAGCUGGAUAAUCAAAUAUUUCUGAAGAACUUGUAUCUGAACGCGUACGAGGACGGGUAUCGAACGAACGUGAAACGAUCGAUCGUUUUAGGAAAUCGUACGAACGAGCCGAUCGUUUACAGGCGGCGCAAAGGGAACCUGGUCGAUUACGAGAUCAAGUGAAUCGAGAUCUUUAGUUCACUUUUUUCUUUCUUUCUUUCUUCCAAUUCCUCGUUUUUCUUUGUGUUGUGGUACCGAUCGGAAUUCGACGAGGUCAUUUAAACGAUAUCAAAGUCGAUUUUUAGGCGAGUAUACAGCACAUAUACGGAUAGAUUGUAAUCGUUGUCCCUGGUCGAUGCGCAUUGUAAGACGUGUAUCGCGCUUUUUUCAUCAAUAAAUCCAUUUUUCCAUUGCGAGUCUCUCGGUGUACCCGAUUUAAACACGGGAUUCAUUAUUCGACAAUUUAUCGACGCGAUGUGAGCUUGAUAGAUCGGCCCACCAGUCCCUGUUCUUCUUCUAUGAUAUUCUCUUUCGUUCAACCCUCGUCGUGUCGUUUUAGCUGGGAGAGCAGUGAGUUGUGACAAAUCCUGGGCAGUCGAAAUUAAUUUUCGUGGUGAUCGAGGUCAUUAAAUUUUAAGACUGAUCUGCUUUAAAUUUUAAUAUCUGUGAUUUGGUUUGUGGAAAAUUUUUAAGUUUCUUCUAAGAAAUUUAAGUGAAAGUGUUUCUUUCUUUCUUCCUGAUUCUUAAUCAAAUAUCACAAUGAUAGUUGAUAGUUAAUAUAUACGAGUGAAAAAUCAAAGGAACGAACGUAUCGACUGCAAAAGAGGUGAAGGUACUUUAGGUAUCUAGAAGGUAAACCUAGAGAUCAAUCGCAUCGAUGAGUACGCCUUUCUUCUUUUUAAAAAUGUAGUUAGCUCACAUCGCAAAGUAUUUUAAGCUCUUCGAAAAAUCCUAUUAGUAGAGGAUACGUUAACGUAUUUUAAGUAUCACAAGUGGGAGUAUCGUGUCCAAACACAGUUUUGGAACUCGUUCAAGCAAAACGAUCUUCCGUUGAUAAUUAAGUUUUUCAAUGAACUCGCGAGGCUGUGUUUGUUAAAUCAUUGUAUCGAUUAAAAAAAGAAUAGGUUUUUUAACUGUUAUCGAAAGCAUUGUAACGUUGCGACGUUGUACAUACGUUAAUUUAACGUGUUUCUCUUCGGUUUGAUACCAAGAUGAAGAAAAAAAAAAAUAUACGGUCGUAUCAAUAUUCCCGUCCUUGUCUAUUCGUAAUUAACUUUUACUUGCAAACAUUUAAGGUUCAAAGAAUACGUUUGAACCAUAUGUAUCGAUCUAUCGGUCGAUCGAUCUAUCAAACAUCAGACACAUUAUCGAGCACACCAUACACACACACACGUACACAUGAACCACUCUUAAACACUGGUGCAUUUUUAUGAACAACAAAUCAUGGACAAGUAUCAUUAGUGAAUAAUAAGUAUUAUGAUACGAACAAUAUUAA
This is a messenger RNA of Osmia lignaria (orchard mason bee), 5126 nucleotides long. It is a transcript of the gene Hasp, whose product is annotated as Hig-anchoring scaffold protein. Lineage: Eukaryota; Metazoa; Arthropoda; Insecta; Hymenoptera; Megachilidae. Gene Ontology annotation, molecular function: peptidase inhibitor activity. The record is from RefSeq and is a predicted model, not a curated record. Gene Ontology annotation, cellular component: extracellular region.